GGAGUUGACGUGACGCGCGCCUAUGGCGCCUUUAUUUCGGCGCCGUAUCCUGGCUAUUCAAAAUGCAUGGCACCGAAGCGUGUUAAUUGUAUGCAUCCGGCUCGUUCUGCUGGUAUCAGAACGAAGAAGGUCGAGCGACGUCUUCAUGUCUAUUCCUCACACAAUGAUAUAGGAUCGCUCUUAGAUUACAGUUCGAAUGCCCUUUAUGAAGCAUUUUCUAAAGGCAGCAAUGCUUCAUUUGGUGAGUGUUUGGGCGCUUCUGCCGCAUAUGUGUUCCCUUUGAUGGAUGUAGUUGAGAACUUCGGAGAUACAGUAAAACCACACGUACCGGAGAUCGCACAGAUGAUAAUAGAUCAACUUCGCAGCAUAUCUCAAUUUUAUGGUUCCGUACCCUUCCUCUCGUCUACGAUGUCUACAUUGAUCUACUCAGGUUUGGUUAAAAAGAACCAGUAUGACGUCUCCUACUUUGUUAGAUAUCAUGUUUUACAAUCGCAAAUACUUUCUUCAUUUCAAAAUACAUUGGCUAUGUUUUACUUUAAGCUUCUGCCGUUUGAUCCGUCCUCUCAAGAUUUUCUACCGACAGUUUCUCUAAUGUCAGCUAUAUUUGCUUCUUUUGGAGCCGUAUUUUAUUGUAUUGGGAGUGCUGUUUUUGGCCGUUACGCGUCACUCCCAAUCAUAUCAGAGGCGGUGCAACUACAUAUAGGCGAGAUUCCUUCAAACAGCAAGAUAAAUAAACCGGAAGAAGAAGAUACAGACGACGAACAAUCGGGGUGAACUAAUGUA
Messenger RNA from Babesia bovis T2Bo, 783 nucleotides. Its product is annotated as putative integral membrane protein. Bases 67 to 774 code for a protein of 235 amino acids. The record is from RefSeq and is a predicted model, not a curated record. NCBI's taxonomy places the organism in Eukaryota, Apicomplexa, Aconoidasida, Piroplasmida, Babesiidae. The transcript has 3 exons.